Molecule: messenger RNA, 162 nt
Organism: Marasmius oreades (fairy-ring Marasmius)
Lineage: Eukaryota; Fungi; Basidiomycota; Agaricomycetes; Agaricales; Marasmiaceae
Exons: 2
Coding region: 1-162 (53 amino acids)
Source: RefSeq, a predicted model, not a curated record
AUGGACGCGGCGGGAGACGUCGAGGUGCACGAGGUCGUGGUCGAGGUCGAGGUCGAGGUCGAGGCGGACGUGGAGAUGGAAGCGGAGGCGGAGGACAUGAUGACGGAGAUGCGCCCAACCCGGGAGGUGGAGGUCGAAGGGGAAGAGGGUCGAAGGAUUUAA